CAGACCAAGCUGCCGUUUCAGCCUGGAGGGCGGGCAGGCGGCUGCGGCGGCCCAACCCUCCCGUGGCGGCCCUUGGCUCCCCAGGCAGGCAUGGCGGCCUCCACCGCCUCACACCGGCCGAUCAAGGGGAUACUGAAGAACAAAAGCUCCACUGGUUCCUCAGUGGCUGCCUCUGCCCAGCAGUCGGGAGGGACAAUACAGGAGGUCCAGAGAAAAAAGUCCCAGAAAUGGGAUGAAUCCAACAUCCUGGCAACACACCGGCCUGCUUAUAGAGACUAUGACUUCAUGAAGAUCAACGAGCCCAACAGCCCCUACUUCAGCCCGCAAGACGAUGGAGAAGAUCCAGUGAAUGAUUCUGAAGCAAAGGAAGCCAUGACCCCAGACAACUUAGCCAAGAAAUUCGCCGCCAGUGGUACCUCGGAAUUGAACUGCCAGUUGGGAGAGCCGGAGAGUGACGGAGCACACAGCAGCAAGAUCCUUCUCGACAAGCAAGAAAAGCAGCGGCAGUUCGAAAUGAAAAGGAAACUACACUACAACGAAGGCCUGAACCUCAAGCUGGCUAGACAACUCAUCUCCAAAGACCUCCAACAUGAGAAAGACAAGGAUGACAAUGAAGAAACUCUACAUAGUGACAACAACGAAGACAACACUACUGCGGAAGAACCCAGUGAAGUUCCUACGAAAGACGAACUGCAAUCCCAGGCAUUCUGCACCUAG
Molecule: messenger RNA, 717 nt
Organism: Lontra canadensis (Northern American river otter)
Lineage: Eukaryota; Metazoa; Chordata; Mammalia; Carnivora; Mustelidae
Product: protein phosphatase inhibitor 2 family member C-like
Exons: 1
Coding region: 91-717 (208 amino acids)
Biological process (GO): regulation of signal transduction
Molecular function (GO): protein phosphatase inhibitor activity
Source: RefSeq, a predicted model, not a curated record